Molecule: messenger RNA, 453 nt
Organism: Enterobius vermicularis (human pinworm)
Lineage: Eukaryota; Metazoa; Nematoda; Chromadorea; Rhabditida; Oxyuridae
Source: the annotation of a GenBank genome assembly
AUGCCUCAGUAUGUGCCAUGGUAUUUAACUAAAAAAUGUCCAGUAUUUUGUGAUCCUUGUGUACCGGCAUACACCGGAAUAUAUCCGGCAAGAAAAUGUGUAUUGGUUACCGGUGUGCUGUUAUUUGGUGCUGGAAUAAUGAUUCUUUUAGCCCUUCUUUUAACCUGUAUUGCUGUAGCAUGUUCAGUUCUAGCUGGAGCGUUACUUCCUUUAGCAUUGUUCCUGAUCAUAAUCGGCUUAUUACUGUUUCACUGUGGUUGGGCAGCUCAUCUUCUAGACGAUGACCGAGCAGUUGAAAUACCAGCAAUACCGGUAGAAGCUCCAAAAGAUGCUGAACUGGAAAUCUUUCAAACAGCGUAUCGUGAACCUAUGCCAGAAAUAAGACAAGGUUAUUGGCAGUUUGAAGAGAAAGAAGCCUGGCAAACUGUGGCUAAUCCAUAUCCAAUACAGUAA